Molecule: messenger RNA, 795 nt
Organism: Trichosporon asahii var. asahii CBS 2479
Lineage: Eukaryota; Fungi; Basidiomycota; Tremellomycetes; Trichosporonales; Trichosporonaceae
Product: Tgs1 protein
Exons: 2
Coding region: 1-795 (264 amino acids)
Biological process (GO): 7-methylguanosine RNA capping; 7-methylguanosine cap hypermethylation
Cellular component (GO): nucleus
Molecular function (GO): RNA cap trimethylguanosine synthase activity
Source: RefSeq, a predicted model, not a curated record
AUGACGAAGAAGAAAAAGGGCGGAAAGGGCAAGCGUCUGUCCAUGUUCUCGGCACUGCCGCCGACACUGAAGCGGGCUCUGCGCUCACAGCCAAGGCUGGAGAGCGUCGUUGCGACGACGAUCGUGCAUCGACAGGAGGAGCAGCCGACGGCGAGGCUGCUACCAACGCAGCCGCCAAGCGAGGUUGAUGAGCCGAAGGGGGGAGAGCUGGACGCUGAGAGCGAGUCUUCCGACAUGGACAUGGAUAUGGACAGCGAUAAUGACGCCGCCGCCGCCCUUAGCGACAACGGCAAUGACAGCGACAAGGAAAACGUCCGCCCUGCGUCUGCACGACCGGUCGAGUCCAGCAGUCCGUCAAGCAAUACUGGCUCCGCAGUCAUCUCCCGACGAGUGGAGACCGCCCCGCAGGAGGCGAACGCCGAUCAUCCCUGGGACUGCACAGGCCUGGUCCCCCGCUACACUGACGCUGGCGCCCUGCCCAAGGAGUUACGCAAAUGCGGACCGGAUUAUCUCGCCUCGGGCACUUAUCCCCUCUCCGCCAUCGAGCCCAUCCCGGGCGACGAGCUGUUCGACCUCUGUGCACCCAUCUCGCCCAAUAUUGCUUACUUCCUCCCACGGAACGUGGAUGUGGACGAGGUCGCGGCGCUUGCGCAAAAGCUGGAUAUGCCGCAGGAUGACGCACCCGAUGGCGAGCGGAAGCGGGAUAGAGAGUGGGUUGAGAUCGAAGAGGAGUGGGUCGGGGAUAAGCUCAAGGCCGUCACGGCUUACUAUGGCGCGCUCGUUUCGGGUGCUUAG